Trypanosoma grayi is the source of this 1584-nucleotide messenger RNA. RefSeq names its product putative PAS-domain containing phosphoglycerate kinase. The record is from RefSeq and is a predicted model, not a curated record. The transcript has a single exon. NCBI's taxonomy places the organism in Eukaryota, Euglenozoa, Kinetoplastea, Trypanosomatida, Trypanosomatidae. Gene Ontology annotation, biological process: gluconeogenesis; regulation of DNA-templated transcription; glycolytic process. The coding region runs from base 1 to 1584 and encodes 527 amino acids. Gene Ontology annotation, cellular component: cytosol. Gene Ontology annotation, molecular function: ATP binding; ADP binding; phosphoglycerate kinase activity.
AUGCUGCAGCAAUCCAGGAUCGAUAUGAUUUUUAAGUCGUUGCGCGACAUUGUUGUUAUUGGCGACAACGAUAUGGUAAUUGUGGACAUGAACCGUGCAGCCUGCGACUUCUUCGGCUGGAAGGUUGGGGAGGUUCAGGGCAAGAGCAUCACGUUUCUCAUCCCCAACCACCCCCUGGACGUGCAGGACAACACCGUCACGCUCAUCGCCCGCCUGCGGAACUCUGUUGAUAUUCCCGUCGUCAUUCAAUCGACACGCGAUCCACACGCCACGAUGGUCGGGUGGACCAUUCUCCCCAUCAUCCUGCCGCGCGUGUUCGACUUCGGCGUGCACAUGAACCUCCGCGCCGCCCUGACCCCGAAGCUCUCAGUGGAUGACUUGGACUUUGCCGGCCGCCGUGUCUUCGUCCGUGUGGAUUUCAACGUUCCCUUUGACAAGGCGACGAAGGCAAUACGCGACGACAGCCGAAUCCGCGCGGCCAUCCCAACCAUCACAAAAAUCGUACGUGACGGUGGGCGUGUGAUUGUUGGCUCACACCUUGGCCGUCCAAAGAAGCCAAGUGAACAUCUUUCUCUGAAGCGCAUUCUGUCCCGUUUCGAGGAGCUGCUGGGACAGAAGGUGGUGUUCUGCCCCACGUUGGAAGAAGCACCCGCUCUUGUGGAGAAAUUGAAGAAUGGCAGGGUAAUGAUGCUGGAGAACCUGCGCUUCUUUCCAGGCGAGGAUGCGACGAGUACUGCAGCGCGAAACCGGAUGGCGUUGAAGUUGGCGUCUUUUAGCGAUAUUUACGUCUGUGACGCGUUUGGUACAGUGCAUCGAAUGACGGCAAGCAUGACGGGUCUCCCACGUGUUCUGGGUGCCGGUGUAACCGGAUACCUGAUUGAUCGUGAGAUCAAAGCGAUCAAUAUGGUCAUGCGCAACCCGACCCAACCCGUACUCUGUAUUGUGGGUGGGGCUAAGGUAUCCGAUAAGAUUAAUGUGCUUUCUAGCAUAAUGAAGUUUGCCCAGACAAUCAUUAUCGGUGGCGCCAUGGCUUACACCUUUCUCGAGGCACGGGGCCACUCGUGUGGCAAAUCCAAGGUGGAGCGCACCGCGAGGGAUAAGGGGCGCGACUUGGACCUUCACGCCAUUGCGCGGGAGUUGAUGGACCUUGCGAAGGCAAGGAGGGUGCAAAUGAUCCUUCCUGUCGACCAUAACUGCGCUAAGUCAUUCGCAAAUGAGGAACCUUUCAUUACAGGUGGGGCUGAUAUACCAGAUGUUUACAUGGCUCUGGACUUUGGCCCUAAGACAAAUGAGAUAUGCUCUAAGGCUGUUGCAGAUGCCCGGACGCUCAUUUGGAACGGUCCUGUUGGGGUAUUUGAGUUCCCCAAUUUUGCGACAGGAACAACAGCCAUUGCUGAGGCGAUACGGCAGAACAAACAACUCGUUUCAAUUGUUGGUGGUGGUGAGACAGCAGCUGCCACACAACGCUAUCAGGAAAGCAUUACACAUACCAGCACAGGUGGUGGGGCGUUUCUGGAGCUUCUUGAAGGCAAAGCUCUCCCGGGUCUCAUUUGCCUCACGGCUCAGGCUGCACCGAAGUUAUAG